CCCUUGGGUGGGGCAAGGGACAGCAGAGGGGGUAGCCACUCCCUCCCACUCUCCCAGAGACCUUGUGUCUCUCUCUCCAGGCCCUCACUGCUUCCCACUCCAUCCCUUGCACCCUUCAAGAAGCUGCAGAUCUGUGCCUCCCAGGAGGACUCCAGGGUCCACCAUGCUGGUGGCUACUUUGAGUACCUACCUGGGCCUGCUGGUGGCAGCAGCCAUGGCAGUCCCAAACCCUCCCCACCCAGAUGGCUUCCAUUUGCGGCCCACCCAUCAGCGCCAGAAAAGAGACUGGAUUUGGAAUCAGAUGCACAUCGAUGAAGAGAAGAACGUCUCGCUGCCCCACCAUGUGGGCAAGAUCAACUCCAACGUGAACCGGAAGAAUGCCAAGUACCUACUCCAAGGAGAGUUUGUCGGCAAGGUAUUCCAGGUGAACUCAGAGACGGGGGACGUGUACGCCUUUGAGAGGCUGGACCGGGAGAACAUCUCUGAGUACCACCUCACUGCCCUCAUUGUGGACAAGGACACCAACGAGAACCUAGAGCCUCCUUCCAGCUUCACCAUCAAAGUCCAUGACGUGAACGACAACUGGCCCGUGUUCCCGCACCGCUUAUUCAAUGCAUCUGUGCGCGAGAUGUCAUCCGUGGGGACGCUCGUCAUCCGUGUCACCGCCGUGGACGCAGAUGACCCCACCGUGGCCGACCAUGCCUCUGUCCUGUACCAGAUCCUGAGAGGAGAUGAGAAUUUUGCCAUCGACGAUUUUGGACGCAUUACCGUCAAAAACAAAAACUUGGACCGAGAGAAGCAAUCCCAGUACGAGGUGGUAGUGGAGGCGCGAGAUGCCCAGGGUCUCCGGGGAGAAUCUGGCACUGCCACCGUGCUGAUCACUCUGGAAGAUGUCAACGAUAAUUUCCCCGUCUUCGCUCAGGACAUGUACGUAUUUACGGUGCCUGAGGACGUGCGUGUGGGCAGCUCCGUGGGCUCUCUGCUGGUUAUGGACCCGGAUGAGCCUCAAAACCGGAUGACCAAGUACAGCAUUGUGCAGGGCGAGUACAGAGACACCUUCACCAUCGAAACGAACGCGGACCUCAACAGGGGGAUCAUCAAGCCCAUGAAGCGGCUGGAUUAUGAACUCAUUCGACAAUACAUGUUUACCAUUGAGGCCACAGACCCCACCAUCAACCUCCAGUACCUAGGCGGCAUCUCCAGCAGAAGCAAAGCCCGCGUCAUCAUCAACGUCAGCGACGUGGACGAGCCACCUGUCUUCCAGCAGCACUUCUACCACUUCCAGCUACAGGAGAACCAGAAGAAACCUCUGGUGGGCUCAGUGAUGGCCAGAGACCCCGACGAGGCUCGGCAUGCCAUUGGAUACUCCAUCCGCAAGACCAGUGACAAAGGCCAAUUCUUCCGCAUAAACAAACACGGGGCUAUUAACAAUGAGAAAGAACUGGACAGAGAAGUCCACCCCUGGUAUAACCUGACUGUCGAGGCCAGAGAACUGGAUUCUAAUGGACUCUCCACGGGCAAAGAAUCCAUCGUGCAGGUCCACAUUGAAGUUUUGGAUGAGAAUGACAAUGCCCCAAAGUUUGCCCAGCCUUACGAGCCCAAAGUGUGUGAGAACGCGCCGCCAGGCAAACUGGUCAUGCAGAUCUCCGCAAUCGAUGCGGACAUAACACCAAAAAAUGUCAAGUUCAAGUUCACCCUGAACAUGGAUAGCAGCAACUUCACCCUCACGGAUAAUCGAGAUAACACCGCCAAUCUCACCGUGAAGGAUGGACCAUUUGACCGGGAUUAUGCCAAGGUCCACUACCUGCCCGUGCUCAUCUCAGACAAUGGCAUGCCCAGCCUGACAAGCACGAACACGCUGGCAGUGGCUGUGUGCAAGUGCAACGAUCAAGGCGAGUUCACCUUCUGUGAGGAGGUGGCCGCCCAGGUGGGCAUCAGCAUCCAAGCGCUGGUAGCCAUCUUCCUCUGCAUCCUCACCAUCACAGUGAUCACCCUGCUCAUCUUCCUGCGGAGGCGGCUGCGGAACCAGGCCAAGGCCAGCGGCAAGAAUGUGCCGGAGAUCCACGAGCAGCUGGUCACCUACGACGAGGAGGGCGGAGGGGAGAUGGACACCACCAGCUACGACGUGUCGGUGCUCAACUCGGUGCGCCACGGCCGAGCCAAGCCCCAGCGGGUCGCCCUGGACGCCCGGCCUCCCGUCUACAGCCAGGUGCAGAAGCAGCUGCGGGGGGCGCCCGGGGCCCAGGGCGGGCCUGGGGAGAUGGCGGUGAUGAUCAAGGUGAAGAAGGACGAGGCUGACCAGGAUGGCGACGGCCCUCCUUACGACACACUCCACAUCUAUGACUUCGAGGGUUCCGAGUCCGUCGCUGAAUCCCUCAGCUCCCUGGGCACCAAUUCCGAUGACUCCGACAUCGACUACGAUUUUCUCAAUGACUGGGGGCCCAGGUUCAAGACGCUAGCAGGGCUGUACGGAUCUGAUCCCAGGGAGGGGCUGAUAUUCUAGGACUCCCCCAAAUCCAGGGCAGCCUUGGCCAGUUCCGCCCUAGUCACCAAGUCUUCCAGGGAGACACUCCCAGCCCAUCACCCCUCCCUCGUAGGUGCCAAAGACCUUAGGAUCCCCAGGGAGCAAACUCCAGGCCCUCAAUGUAUAGAGAGACCUAUCCCAGUACCCCCUAAAAAGGCCGCAGAGUGAUCAUUCUUGACAGCGCGUGUCUUGGCUGUGCUUGAAUGAUCACAUCAUCCUGCUGUGUCCCCAGAUCACAGAUCUAGCUCAAAGACGUUUUCCUGAUUCUGAAAAGCUGUCAAGCAAAGUAGCCUGUGCAAAUGCUUGUGGAAAGGGAGGGGGGGGCUUUCCCUGAGGUCACUGGACUACACCCCCCUCCACCUCCUGAGAAGGCCCUGAAGGCCCUGGUGCCCGCCUGCUGGGAGACAGCAAGCUAGACACACCUGAAGGACAAGAGACUCUCCGAAGCCUAGUCCUAAGGGAGACACCAUCGUACCUGCUUUCAGUCCCCACACCUGCUGUGACCCCUUCACACGCACCCCCAGUGCCAGACCCCUCCCCAGCCCCUCCCCAGGCCCGGCAACAGGGAGGGAGGGGCCCCAUGGCAGCUCCUGAGCCGGGAUUCCAAGGGGACCCUGUGGGCCUGCCACCACAGUAACUGACACACUGAGGGGUGAUCCAUUCAGGGAACUGGCUGCUGACCUUGAAGCAACUGUGAAUUGAUCCUGGAGGGACGGUGGAGACCUGGGGCCACUCCACACCCACCCUCUCUGGAGAAGAGCCUGGGGGGGCUGAGACCCCCAGGUCUGACAGCCAUCCAGCAUCAACCAGGUUCACCUGUAGGGAGGCAGAUUUCCUGGAACAGAACCACCCCCCCAUCUCUGUCUCACCAGGCUGUUCAUGCUCUCACCUUUUUUCUUUUCUCUCCCUACUUACCUCUGGCUUGGAAAGUCCAAGAUGUUGCCCUCAGCAAGUCUGGCCAGUGCUCAGACGCCAUGACAGAGCGAUGCCAGUGAUCUGCCUUUCCACCUCAUUGUUGCCACAUCUCAGGGAACCAACCCUCGGGCACAGGCUGUGGAAGGCAAUGCCCCCCCCCCACCCCCAGCUCUGCGAACAAGCCUUGUGGACCCAGAAGGGCCGAGAAGGAGACACCUGAACCUCACCCCCCACCCCCUACCCACCCCAGCCGGGCAAGGCACUCACCACAGGCAGCUGUAAAGAACAGACAUUUGUCUAACCAAUCGUUAAUUUACCAUGAUCAUCUUUUUACUAACAAUACUUACCAGCUUCACGCUCUCUUGGAGAGAGAGAAUAAGGGUUUUGUGUAUAGUAUGCAGGUUUCUGUUUAGAUUAACACUUUUAGUUCAGGUUUUUUAGUUAGAGAAACAAUUCCUAUAACCUCCUAUUUCCUGUCCUCAUGGCAAUCACUCUAUAGGCAAUGACUAUAUAUUGAUCACACUGGUGCAUGAGACGUACUGUAAUUUUUUUAUACUUAAAUAAAGGAAAAUCUUGAAAUCUUUC
This is a messenger RNA of Perognathus longimembris pacificus (Pacific pocket mouse), 4024 nucleotides long. RefSeq names its product cadherin 5 (gene Cdh5). Gene Ontology annotation, cellular component: plasma membrane; adherens junction; bicellular tight junction. Gene Ontology annotation, biological process: homophilic cell-cell adhesion; multicellular organism development; vasculature development. The transcript is spliced from 12 exons. Bases 164 to 2503 code for a protein of 779 amino acids. Gene Ontology annotation, molecular function: cadherin binding; calcium ion binding. NCBI's taxonomy places the organism in Eukaryota, Metazoa, Chordata, Mammalia, Rodentia, Heteromyidae. The record is from RefSeq and is a predicted model, not a curated record.